Molecule: messenger RNA, 1308 nt
Organism: Penicillium cataractarum
Lineage: Eukaryota; Fungi; Ascomycota; Eurotiomycetes; Eurotiales; Aspergillaceae
Gene: pgxB
Exons: 5
Coding region: 1-1308 (435 amino acids)
Biological process (GO): carbohydrate metabolic process
Molecular function (GO): polygalacturonase activity
Source: RefSeq, a predicted model, not a curated record
AUGAAAUUCCUCGCUCUCGGCGCGCUGCUCGUCGGUGCAGUUACUGCUGUUUCGACGGGUCGAGUUCCCCAGGGUGCUCAUGUCAUCCCUGCCAACGACAAGUCUUCGUUGCGAAAUGUUGGAGCCCACGGACAGAAGUACCCUGACCGUCGGACUAUCACAAUUCGGCCAUCGAAGAAUGACACGGACGACAUCUCGGAUGACUUCCUUUGGGGCAUCAAGCAUGCUAACCACGGCGGCCGGCUGCUGCUGCAAAAGGGCAAGACCUAUGUUAUUGGCAAGAAGCUUGAUCUGAGCUUCCUGGAUAACGUCGAAGUCCAGCUAGAGGGUGAGAUCAAGUUCACCGACGACAUCGAGUACUGGCAAGCGAACAACUUCUACUACUCGUUCCAAAAGUCAAUUACCUUUUGGGUCUGGGGUGGAAAGGAUAUCAAGAUCUUCGGCCAUGGUACCCUGAAUGGUAACGGUCAGGCUUGGUACAAUGCGUUUGCAGGACGAGAGAUUCUGGACUCCAGCAACACCUUCUACCGACCAAUUCUGUUCUUGACCGACAAUGCCACUCGCAUCAGCGUUGAGGGCAUCACUCAACUGAACUCGCCAUGCUGGACCAACUUCUUCGUGCGCACCAACGAUGUCUCCUUCGACAAUGUCUACAUCAACGCGUACUCAACCAAUGCCUCGGCACUGCCCAAGAACACCGAUGGCUUUGACUCGCUCAACGUGAACGGACUCAGCGUCACCAACACCCGCGUCGAUAUUGGUGACGAUUGCUUCUCGCCCAAGCCCAACACAUCCAACAUCUUUGUGCAGAACUUGUGGUGCAACAACACCCACGGUGUGAGCAUGGGCAGUAUUGGACAGUACUCGGGUGUGAUGGACAUUAUCGAGAACGCGUACAUUGAGAACGUAACCCUACUCAAUGGCCAGAAUGGUGCCCGUCUCAAGGCCUGGGCUGGUCAGGACGUCGGCUACGGACGCAUCAACAACAUCACCUACCGCAACAUCCACAUCGAGAACACCGACGCCCCCGUUGUCUUGGACCAGUGCUACUUCAACAUCAAUGCGACCGAGUGUGCAGCCUAUCCAUCCGCUGUCAACAUCACCAACAUCGUCUUUGACAACAUCUAUGGCACUUCUUCGGGCAAGAACGGCAAGGAGGUUGUUGAUUUGACUUGCUCCCCCAACGCAGUGUGCUCGAACAUUCACCUGUCGCGGAUCAAUUUGACCAGCCCUGCGGGUAGCCCACCAUUGAUCACCUGCGAUGGUAUUCAGGGGGAUAUUGGUGUGAACUGCACUAGCUCGACGUGA